AUGGAUUCACCUUUGAUGAGGACAGAAAGUCCAACACCUUUAGGGAGCCUUUCACAAUUCUCCCAAACAAAGCCUAUAUACCCCACACGAUGCAUUCAUACUAUUUCACAAGAGGAUCGUAAUUCAGUUUUAUCUCUCGUUACCAGUCAACGUUAUCUUUUCAGUGGGAGUCAAAGCUCUCAAAUUCAUGUUUGGGAUCUCCAAACUUUCACUUUAGUUACAGUCUUACGAGGACAUAAAGGGAGUGUACUUGGAUUAACAUUAUCUGAAGAUGAAAAAUAUCUGUUUAGCAGUUCUAGUGACGGAACAGUGAGAGUUUGGAAUACGGAGACAUUAAAAUGCGCCUACCUUAUUCAAUCGUGUCAUGAUGUAGGCGAUGUUUUUUCAAUUUGUUAUUCGGAUUUGAAUCAUAUGGUUUAUUUUGGUAGUCAGAAUACCAGUAUUCAGUGGUACAAUCUUACUGAUGCUCAAACGCAUGGUGUAAGCGUGGAUAAGACUACCAUCACAAGAAGAUGUAAGAGCCAAGUGAUCAAUUUCUUCGAUAAGGAUGAAAGUGCAGACGAUGAAAAAGAACGAUUAUUACAGCAAGAAUUGGAUAGAGAUGUGAUAAAGUGUAUUGUAAGAGAGAAGAACAUAUGCAAUAAUGCCCACAAUGGUUAUGUUUAUUGCUUACUGUAUGCAACUGACAUUCCUAAUGUGGAUGGGGAAGUUUUGAUAAGCGGCUCCGGAGACGGUGAUGUCAAGAUAUGGUCUAUCAAAGAAUCUGGAAUUGAAUUAAUCCAUACAUUAAGCGGUAAUCCAGAUAAAGGUAUCUUAUGUCUUGCCCUGUCCGAGGAUGGUUAUUUAUUCUGUGGCGUUCAAGGUGGCGAUAUACAAAUUUGGGACUUGGAAACUUUUCAAAUGAUUCGAUCUGUUAUGGCUCACAAUGAUGAUGUGCUAGCAGUGUCUAUCAAGAGCCCUGGUUUUGUUAGUGCUUCAGCUGAUGGGACGAUCAAAAUAUGGAGUGAGGGUUUCCUGCUUACGGAGAGCCUAGUAGAGCAUCAGGGCAUUGUUUUAUCAUUGGCGACCAGUGGUAAUUACUUGAUAUCGGGAAGUAAUGAUCAUACCAUCAAGUUCUGGGAUAUGCCUUUGCCUGUGCAAACCGGAUUCGAACCUUUCCGUCGGAAAAGCACAACUAUUAGUGAAACACCCACGAGCGAUACUAUGCUUUACGUGCUCGAAAAAUGGAUUGCAAUGCGUACUGUUAGCGGUGAUCCACGAUACAUGGAAGAAUGUAGAAGGGGUGCUCGAUUCCUCAAAAAUGUGUUUCAACAGCUUGGGGCUGUUAGUCGAAUGAUUCCAGGUGCUAGUGGCCGGAAUCCUUUGGUUUACGGUAAAUUCACAGGCAAGCGGAACAAUCCUUCCAACGACGCUAAAAAAGUACCUACAGUCCUCAUCUAUGGUCAUUAUGAUGUUAUUUCUGCUGAAAAUGAGAAUAAGUUGUGGGGAAGUCCUCCUUUCAAUUUGACAGGAAAAAAUGGGUAUCUUUAUGGCCGUGGAGUUAGCGAUAAUAAGGGACCUAUUUUAGCAUGUGUAUUUGCUGUGAAUGAGCUAUUAAAGCAAGGACAGUUGGACGUGAAUGUGAUUUUCCUCAUUGAAGGCGAAGAAGAAAGCGGAAGUGUGGGUUUUUAUGAAGCUGUUACGGAAUCUGCAGAGCUAUUUCAGGAUGUAGACAUGAUUCUGUUGAGCAAUUCAUACUGGCUUGGUGAAGAUGUUCCUUGCAUUACUUAUGGGUUGCGUGGCGUCAUUCAUGCUACAAUUGCGAUCAGCAAUAAGCGUGCUGAUUUGCACUCCGGUGUGGAGGGCGGUGCUGUCUCGGAACCACUCAUGGAUCUUAUUCAUGUGCUUGGCAAAUUAGUAGAUGAUGAACAAAACAAGGUUCUUAUACCCGGUUUUUAUGACCAUGUUCGACCUCUGACACCAUCGGAAGAAAAGCUCUAUGACCCAAUCGUCGAAUGGAUGCGUACAUCAAAAGUACCAGCAGCAGCAACAGCACCAGCGCAUAAUCAUUCAAAGCGUGCCACGGCUCCUCAUCAGCAGCCUAACGUUGGAUCACCUAUUCUUGGUAAGCAAUCGUUGAACCAAGUAGACCAUCCCCAACAAAUCAAACAGCAGCUUAUGUCUCGUUGGCGUUACCCUACAUUAACUGUGCAUAAAAUUGAUGUGUCCAUUAACAACCCUACCAUUAUUCCUCGCAGCGCAAAAGCCGCCGUAAGUAUGCGUGUUGUACCGGACCAAGAUAUAUCCGAUAUCUGUAAACAAUUUGAACACUAUGUACAUAGCGUGUUUUCAAAGAGUACACACUCAGAUAAUACCAUCUCGGUGAUUAUUGAAAGUGCUGCUGAAUAUUGGCUAGGAGACUUGAAUAGUAAGUACUUUAAAGCCGUGGAGAGAGCUAUUCAAGAUGAAUGGCAAAUGAAGCCUUUAUACAUUCGAGAAGGUGGCUCUAUCCCGGCCGUGAGAUGGCUGGAGAAAUUCUGUAACGCACCAGCCGUUCAUAUUCCCUUUGGACAAUCAUCGGAUCAAGCUCAUCUCCACAACGAACGUAUUCGUUUAUUGAAUCUUCAUGCCGGCAGAAGAAUCAUUAAAACUCUAUUAAGCGAUAUCCCUCAUUUGUGA
This is a messenger RNA of Mycotypha africana, 2658 nucleotides long. RefSeq names its product WD40-repeat-containing domain protein. NCBI's taxonomy places the organism in Eukaryota, Fungi, Mucoromycota, Mucoromycetes, Mucorales, Mycotyphaceae. The coding region runs from base 1 to 2658 and encodes 885 amino acids. Gene Ontology annotation, biological process: glutathione catabolic process; proteolysis. The record is from RefSeq and is a predicted model, not a curated record. The transcript has 8 exons. Gene Ontology annotation, molecular function: peptidase activity; protein binding.